Messenger RNA from Pungitius pungitius (ninespine stickleback), 5479 nucleotides. Its product is annotated as NLR family CARD domain-containing protein 3-like. Gene Ontology annotation, molecular function: protein binding. NCBI's taxonomy places the organism in Eukaryota, Metazoa, Chordata, Actinopteri, Perciformes, Gasterosteidae. Bases 250 to 3696 code for a protein of 1148 amino acids. The record is from RefSeq and is a predicted model, not a curated record. Gene Ontology annotation, biological process: intracellular signal transduction. The transcript is spliced from 11 exons.
AAUGACAUCAUUGAUGGUUGUGAACGUGUGAUUGUUUAAAGCUGGUAAACAAAGCUUGUGUGAGCAGGCAGAGAGAAGCUGCUGUUAGUCUGAAUGAUGACACUGUGAUGAAGAGGAGCUCAGUCUGAUCUGGGGUCUGUGAGGACUGGCUGCGAACAUUCAGCGUGGACUGGCGCAAACGACUUGCUGAAGUGCAUUCCCUAGAGGAAGAGCAGGUUGUUGUGAAGGUGUGAAGGUGUGGACUCUGCUAUGAAUCAGGCUGAGGACCCAGAGAACAGUGUCCCUCCCUCUGAAGCUCCUCUGUGUGAGGAACAUGACAGACAGACCAAAGCUCAGAGGUGUGCACUUUUACUUAAAUCCCUACGACUGACCAGGACCCAUCAGAUACGAGGACCUGGACCAGGAUCUGGUCCUGAACCCAGCUGUGUGUCAAUGAAGAGUAACCAGUCUAUAGAGCGUCCUAUAUUCUUCAAAGAUGUCCAUCCCUCUGUUGAUGCAAGUUCACUUCAGCAGAGAGGAAAGUCUCCUGAACCCAGCUGUGUGUCCAUGAAGAGUCAUCAGUCUAAAGUUCUUCCGAUUGGCUUCAAAGAUGGACACUGUUCUAAUGACACAGAAGACGACCACGAGAGCUCAGAGGUUCUCAUAGGUCAGUCUGCCCAGCAGCCUCAAACACACCUGGACUCCAUCUUCAAGCUGCUGGAAGAGAACAUCAUCACUUUUGUUAAGAACGAGCUGAAGAAGAUCCAGAAGGUUGUGAGUUCAGAUUACCCAGAAUGCUUAGAGAGUCAGAGAGAUGAUGAUGUGGUGCUGGAUGGUGAGGAUGAAGAGGAAAGGAGGAGCAAAGAGGCAUUUGUGAAGAUCUCAGUGCACUUCCUGAGGAGAAUGAAGCAGGGGGAGCUGGCUGAGCGUCUGCAGAGCAGACUUUUUGCUGCAGUUUGUCAGCGUGAACUCAAAUCCAACCUGAAGAAGAAGUUCCAGUGUGUGUUUGAGGGCAUCGCUAAAGCAGGAAACCCAACCCUUCUGAAUAAGAUCUACACAGAGCUCUACAUCACAGAGGGAGGGACUGUAGAGGUCAACAAAGAACAUGAGGUCAGACAAAUUGAAACAGCAUCCAGGAAACCAGCCAGACCAGAAACAACCAUCAGACAAGAAGACCUCUUCAAAACCUCUACUGGAGGAGAAGAACCAAUCAGAACAGUGAUGACUAAGGGAGUGGCUGGCAUUGGGAAAACAGUCUUAACACAGAAGUUCACUCUGGACUGGGCUGAAGACAAAGACCACCAGGACAUACAGUUCACAUUUCCAUUCACCUUCAGAGAGCUGAAUGUGCUGAGAGAGAAGAAGUUCAGCUUGGUGGGACUUGUUCAUCACUUCUUCAGUGAAACCAGAGCAGCAGGAAUCUGCAGGUUUGAAGAGGUCCAGGUUGUGUUCAUCUUUGACGGUCUGGAUGAGUGUCGCCUUCCUCUGGACUUCCAAAACAAUGACAUCUUGACUGAUGUCACAGAGUCCUCCUCAGUGGAUGUGCUCCUCACAAACCUCAUCAGGGGGAAACUGCUUCCCUCUGCUCGCCUCUGGAUAACCACACGACCUGCAGCAGCCAAUCAGAUCCCUCCUGAGUGUGUUGGCAUGGUGACAGAGGUCAGAGGGUUCACUGACCCCCAGAAGGAGGAGUACUUCAUGAAGAGGUUCAGAGAUAAGAAGCAGGCCAGCAGGAUCAUCUCUCAUAUCAAGAUCUCACGAAGUCUCCACAUCAUGUGCCACAUCCCAGUCUUCUGCUGGAUCACUGCUACAGUUUUGGAACAGGUGUUGAAGACCAGAGAGGGAGGAGACCUGCCCAAGACCCUGACUGAGAUGUACAUCCACUUCCUGGUGGUUCAGUCCAAAGUGAAGAAGGUCAAGUACGAUGGAGGAGUUGAGACAGAUCCACACUGGAGUCCAGAGAGCAGGAAGAUGAUCAAGUCUCUGGGAAAACUGGCCUUUGAUCAGCUGCAGAAAGGCCACCUGAUCUUUUAUGAAUCCGACUUGACAGAGUGUGGCAUCGAUAUCAGAGCAGCCUCAGUGUACUCAGGAGUGUUCACUCAGAUCUUUAGGGAGGAGAGCGGACUGUACCAGGACAAGGUGUUCUGCUUCGUCCAUCUGAGUGUUCAGGAGUUUCUGGCUGCUCUUCAUGUCCAUCUGACCUUCAUCAGCUCUGGUAACAAUUUGCUGUCAGAAGAACAAGCAACCUCUCUGGUGUCUGGAGUCUUUAAAGACAAACCUAAACCAAAACGUCUCUACCAGAGUGCUGUGGACAAGGCCUUACAGAGUCCUAAUGGACACCUGGACUUGUUCCUCCGCUUCCUCUUGGGUCUUUCCCUGGAGACCAAUCAGACUCUCCUACGAGGUCUGCUGAAACAGACAGGAAUUCGCUCACAGACCAAUCAGAGAACAGUCCAGUACAUCAAGGAGAAGAUCAGUGAGAAUGUGUCUCCAGAGAAAAGCAUCAAUCUGUUCCACUGUCUGAAUGAACUGAAUGAUGAUUCUCUAGUGGAGGAGAUCCAACAGUCCAUUAGAUCAGGACGUCUCUCCACAGAUGAACUGUCUCCUGCUCAGUGGUCAGCGCUGGUCUUCAUCUUACUGUCAUCAGAAGAAGAUCUGGAGGUGUUUGACCUGAAGAAAUAUUCUGCUUCAGAGGAGGCUCUUCUGAGGCUGCUGCCAGUGGUCAAGGACUCCAACAAAGCUCUACUGAGUGGCUGUAACCUCUCAGAGAGAAGCUGUGGAGUUCUAUCUUCAGUUCUCAGCUCUCAGUCCUCUAGUCUGAGGGAGCUGGAUCUGAGUAACAAUGACCUCCAGGAUUCAGGAGUGAAGCUGCUGUCUGCUGGACUGAAGAGUCCACACUGUGACCUGGAGACUCUCAGGCUGUCAGGCUGUCUGAUCACAGAGGAAGGCUUUGCUUCUCUGGCCUCAGCUCUAAACUCUAACCCCUUCCACCUGAGAGAGCUGGACCUGAGCUACAAUCAUCCAGGAGACUCUGGAAUGAAGCUGCUUUCUCCUGGACUGGAGGAUCCACACUGGAGACUGGAAACACUCAGGGUGGAGCCUGCUGGAGUCCGAUGGUUGAGACCAGGUCUGAUGAAGUAUUCCUGUGAACUCACAAUCGACACAAACACAGUGAACAGAAAACUGAAACUGUCUGACAACAACAGGAAGGUGACACAUGUGGAGGAGGUUCAGUCAUAUCCUGAUCAUCCAGACAGAUUUGACCACCGGUCCCAGCUGCUGUGUAGAACUGGUCUGACUGGUCGCUGUUACUGGGAGGUUGAGUGGAGAGGAGGAGUUAAUGUAUCAGUGAGUUACAGAGGAAUCAGCAAGAAAGGAGCCAGUGAAGACUGUUGGUUUGGACACAAUGAUCAGUCCUGGAGUCUGAUGUGCUCUGAUAAAGGUUACUCUGUCCGUCACAAUAAGACAGAAACACGCAUCACCUCCUCCUCCUCCUCCUCCUCCUCCUCUGGUAGAGUAGCAGUGUAUGUGGACUGUCCUGCUGGCUCUCUGUCCUUCUACAGAGUCUCCUCUGACACACUGAUCCACCUCCACACCUUCAAGACCACAUUCACUGAACCUCUUUAUCCUGGGUUUGGAUUCAGGUCCUGGUUCAAGUCUGGUUCCUCAGUGUCUCUGUGGGAUCUAACAGAAGGGAGAGUCUCCUCCUUCUCCUAAAAUGAGCGUUCUUCUCUCAGCCAGCAGAGGUCAAAUACACAGUAUCUUCUUAAAUUAAAUCAAAGAAGAAGAAGAUUCCCUUCUCUGUCUGCAUUUAACGUGUUUUGGGGGGUUCAAGGCUUUUACUGUCAAGUGCAGCAGGUUUCUAAACUUAAGUGAUGAAGAAAAGGCUGAUGACACAAUCAGGUCCCCGUUGGCAACAAACUUUUUUACACUAAACCUUGCAGCUUAUUUAGUAAAUCCAUUAGGAAAUUUCUCAAUUUUAUAAUAACUUAAGUUUAAGUGAUGGCCUGAGCUUCUUGCACGGAGGUUGUUUUUUUUUUUACUACAAUGCAACACUUUGUUAGACCUACUAAAAGAAAAGGAAAAGCUGUGGGAGGUGAGUUGUGUGCGUAGCUUAUGAUCAACCUCCACACAGAAUGUAUGUAAAUAAAUGCUUAAAGAGGUUCAUGGUUAUUUUUACAGAGUGUUGGAUACUAAAUAGUAAAUGUAUUAGAGUAGGCAUAUUGUAUUAACAUAUAAAGAGUGGAAUGUAAUGGCAAAAAUGUAUGUAACCCUUCAUAAUGUUUCAUUGAACGAACAACUCUAUUGCCGGGAUGGUGUGGCCAUGAAGAAGACUUGAGCUGGAGUGUCUCACACUGACAAGAAGCCAGUCUCCUGACUGUAGAGACACAACAAGUUAUUUUGGAGGCCACCUGCAGGUAGAAGAACAGCCCUUUUGUGAGAGGAGGAAGGUUCUUGGCAGUCUACAGUAGAAACGGAGAAAGACAUAUUUAACUCGGAGCCUUAUUCUUAUUUACGAUUGUCUUCCACAACAAGCAGAUUUAUUUAUCGUACCUGAGGGAAAUAUUCUACCUUCUUCCAGAUUACUGCUUUUAUUUAUUGAGUGUAACUGUGAACGGAAUCUAAAGAUCACAUCUAAGAAAAUCUGGACCGUUUGUUACCUUUCUGUUUCUUUCAUAUUGUAAACGAUGAACCAAAUCAACUGAUUGUUGAACAAACAGAUUUAGCUUGAUGAAAGUCCUUGUGAAACGUCUGUAUCAUUUGAAAACACAUCUGUGACCUUCAAUAAUAAAAAGGAUCAUUGAUCUCAAACUGCUUGAAGUGAAACAAGUGUGUUAUAAAAAGAAAAAUAAGGUUUUAAGACUAAGAAGAAGAAAAAAGGCCUCAACAAGCCAGCUGGUCGCCGGCAAACAACAGUUUGUUGCCUCUUUGUUGAUCUGAAGAAUGUAAACAAACGCUCUGGUAUUAAUCACAAUGUUGUUGAAUCACAUUUGACUUUAAGUCAAGAAAGAAACUGAUCCUGAAAUCACAACAAGUGUUUCAUCACAGUAAGAAAAGUGACGUAGUAAUCAAGUCUGAGAAUUUGUUCACGUCACAUUUCUUUAUGUUUGGAUUGUUGAUAUUUGAUUUGUUUCUUGACUUGUUAACGUUUCAUUUGACUGUAUUUGUUUCAAAGGCAGUUUAAUAUAAAGUCUGUUUGGAGCUACGUCUUUAUCUCAAAAAUACCAGAAGACAAAAGCACCUCCCAAACGUCUCCAAAGGCAUCAGAUGAACCAAUGACCCCCAGAAGAGGAGGAAAAUAUUAUGAUUGAUUAGAGUGAGGGCUUGUAGCCCCUCAUGGGGGGCGGCGUCAUGAUUAUUUGAUUCAAUUCAUUUUAUUUUCUGUAGCAAAAGUUGCAAAUUUGCCUCAGAGGGCUUAACAGUCUGUACACGUGUGACAUCCUCUGUCCAGAAACCCUCACAUCACAAAGUACCGCAAAGACAGUGUUUGACAGUAUGU